AUGUGUAGCUCCCGUGACGUCACAGGACGACACGAGGAGGGGAAAAUCAGCUACGAGCCUCAAAACCUGAGCAUUGAUCGACACUUCGAUCUAUCCCCCGGUGUUAACUACCACGCUAGUUCAGACGUAAUUGAACAAGAAUUCACUAAAUUAGGCAUCAAACUUUCAUCAGAGAUUACAUUUCUAAAAGUAGGAAUCCAAAAUCCACCAUUCAACCAUAUCCUAAGCUUUAGAAGACAGGUCUACAUCACACCGCAAGAUGAAGAAAAAUUCCCAGAAACCAUCAAAAUAAUAUUCGAGGAAACAACCUACUUCAUCUACCUGUCUACAGACUCAAUUUCUUGCUUCAUAUGCAAAAAAGAAGGUCACUUGGCCAAAAAUUGUCCCACCGAAAAUCUCACUAUGCAUCAGCAAACUGAACCACUCCAAACACAAGCUCAAGAAACGGAAGAAAUUAAAAAAGACUCAAAAAAAGAAUUAAUGACAAAAACAACUGAGUCUAACAAGCCCCUACUGAGUCAAACACAAAACCCUAUAGAUAAUCUAAACACCCAAAUGACCUCACAAGAAUUUCAAAUCCCAAUCACCCCUCUACUAACAGAAAUGAAAAGACCACGCUCCCUUCCCAGCAAGACAUCUAACUGCACUUCCACACAAAGACUUAAAUUACCCAGAGGUGACGACAGCUCUACUGAUUAUGACUCAUCAGAUAAUGACAUACCGGAAAAAUCACAAAAUAAAACUAAACCAAAAAAAAUAAAAGCACAAGACAAGAUUUUGGCCGAAGACUGGGUCAAUAUUACCCGAAUCAUCGCCCAAAAAAAAGAUUACCCACUGACUGCCCUACAACUAAACGAUUUCUACACGAAAUUGCAUUGCAAUAAGUACCCUAUUGAACUAACACUACAGUACACCACAGAUCUACUAGGCCUAAAAAAAAUGAUGAAUGAUGUGUACCCUUAUCUAAGCUCUAGCCUGAAAAAUAGAACAACCAGAAUAACCAACAUCUUCGAAGAACACUUAGUAGCUGAAGAACAAAACAAAGCCAGAUCAAUGGACACCGAUCUCACCCAAUAA
This is a messenger RNA of Cotesia congregata, 1077 nucleotides long. NCBI's taxonomy places the organism in Eukaryota, Metazoa, Arthropoda, Insecta, Hymenoptera, Braconidae. The record is from the annotation of a GenBank genome assembly.